Musa acuminata AAA Group (dessert banana) is the source of this 1065-nucleotide messenger RNA. Its product is annotated as probable nucleoredoxin 1-2. Lineage: Eukaryota; Viridiplantae; Streptophyta; Magnoliopsida; Zingiberales; Musaceae. Bases 1 to 1065 code for a protein of 354 amino acids. The transcript is spliced from 3 exons. The record is from RefSeq and is a predicted model, not a curated record.
AUGGCAGUGGAGAAGUGGCAUUACAAUGUGGUGUCGCUUCUCUCCGGAACGGAGAGGGACUUUCUCAUCCGUAACAAUGGCGAGAAGCCAUCAGCAGUCUUGACGGGAAAAAGUUUGGUCUUGUCGGACAUCUGUUACGAAAGAAUCGUCACUGAUGAUCUGAUCAAAGUAUACAAUCAGCUGUCCUCGGAGGGCCGCGAUUUCGAGAUUGUCUUCGUGUCAUGUGAUUCAUGCGUGGAGACCUUCAAUAGGUACUUCUCAGAUAUGCCAUGGUUGGCAGUCCCAUUUGCGGACUCCGACACACGCGAAAGGCUACAUGAUCAUUUCGGCAGUUUCGAGGAGUAUUAUCCCGCUCAGCUUGUCAUCUAUGAUGCCGCUAUUGGCAUGGUCGUUAACGAAGAAGGUCUCCGAGCUGUGGCAAAAUAUGGUGUAAACGGGUAUCCAUUUACUGUUAACAGGUUCUACGAGUUGGAGGCGGCUGCUAAGAAGGAACAGAGUCUUCGAAGUCCGUUGGUUUCGCCGUCCCGGGACUACUUGAUCUCCAAUGAUGGAUCCAAGGUUGCCGUGUCGGAUCUCGAAGGAAAGAUUGUGGCCUUUUACUUCUGGUUUAAUAUUCCUGAUAAAUACGACGGUCCCCAUAAGUUGACUCUGGUGCUGGCUGAAAUCUAUAGGAAGCUUAAGGAAGCCGGGGAGAGCUUCGAAGUUGUGCUGGUGCCAUUAGAUGAUAAUAAAUCAUCCUAUGAACAAGGCCUGGCAAGCAUGCCAUGGCUCGCGAUUCCUUUCGAAGACGAGGGUUGUGAGAAGCUUGUCCGCUACUUUGAGCUCUGGCCCUUCCAUUUACCAAUCGUGCUUGUGAUUGGUGCCGAUGGGAAGAUUAUGCUUAAAAAUUACGAUAGGCUCAUCUCCAAGUAUGGAGUUUUAGCAUGGGAAGCAUUCCCGUUCUCUAAGGAGCAACUGGAUUUAUUGCCAGAGAAGGCAAAGGCUGCACAAACACUGGAAUCUCUUCUUGUUGCUGGGGACCUCGAUUAUGUCAUUGGGAAAGAAGGCUUGAAGGUAAUGAAUUGA